CCUUUAAACCGCAAAGAAGAAGAAGAAGAAGAAGAAGAAGUAAAACUAAAACUAAUUCCUUUUUGUUUUGAGUCAUGUGGUCAGUCUACUACUAUGUAGGAAAUACUUGCUGCUUCUUUUUUUAUCAGUAUAUAAAUAUUCUUGUACAUUAAUCACUCUAUUGCCCUUUAGUGAGGAUUGUUAACAAUCGUCGCUGUCACAUGAGUGGAUGUAGUUCAGAAACAAAUGGAGUAUUAAUGAUAAUAACACUAUCCAUCGAAAUCAGAUUUUUCUGGAAUCUUCAACAUUAUGAAGAGCACUCUCAAAAUCGUUCUGUUUUUGCUAAGAAUGUGUGGAGUGUUUUAUGCUGAAACAGAUGAAGUGAAGUCCGUGUCAGUGAUGGAGGGAGAUUCUGUCACUCUAAACCCUGAUCUUACUCAAAUACAGGGAAUUGUCCUGCUACUGUGGAGGUUUGGAGAUAAAGGUUCCACCAUUGCUCAAAUUGAUGGAAAUGAAAUCUCAUAUGAAGAUGAUGAGAUAUUAAGAGGCAGACUGCAGUUGGAUCAGACUGGAUCUCUCACCAUCAAGAACACCAGGACCAAUCACUCUGGACUUUAUAAAGCAGAAAUCAGCCACAACAUUGCAACCUCAUAUAUUAAGUUCAGAGUUACUGUCUAUGAGUCUCUAUCUGUUAUUGAUGCUGGUGAGGCUGAAAUGAAGCUCAUGUCAGUGACGGAGGGAGAUCCUGUCGCUCUUCAUGUUCCUCAACUAUACGGAGAUGAGCUGAUAGUGUGGAGGUUUGGAGAGGAAGGAAAACUCAUAGCUAAACAUGAUAUAGAGGCCAAGAGCUCACCAUUAUAUGAUGAAACUGAUGAGAGAUUCAGAGACAGAUUCAAACUGAAUCAUCAGACUGGAUCUCUGAUCAUCACAAACACCAGAACCACAGACUCUGGACUUUAUACAGUGAAGAUCAGCAGCAACAAACAGACUUUAUACAAGAGAUUCACUGUUACUGUCAGUGUUCCAGGUCUGUCUCCAGCUGCUGUAGCAGGGAUUGUUGUUGUUCUGCUGCUAAUAGCUACAGCGGCAGCAGCUGCUGGUGUUUUAUUUUAUUGGUGCAGGACCUCUGAAUUAAAAAAUCAAAAGACAAAGAUCUCUGAACGACAAAAUGAAACCUUGGAGAUCGCUGAAAAACUGAAGCAAAUGUCCGAGAUCUCUGAACAGCUAAAGCAAAUGACAGAGGACUGUGAAAAAGAAUUACCUGAGAUAUCUGAACACCAUCAAACAUUGAAGAUCUCUGAACGACUAAAGCAAAUAUCUGAGAUCUCUGAACAACUGAAGCAAAUGUCGGAGGACUGUGAAAAAGAAUUGCGCAAGAUCUCUGAACGACUGAAGCAAAUGUCUUUGACAAAUAAAGAGGAGAUCUCUGAACAAGAAAUACGUACUGAUGCCACAAAAGAAGAGAUGGAGAGAGGUGAAAGGGAACGGUGCAUUGUUGUUAAAGACACUGCCAUAAGUCAGGCGAUUGGUGGGCCACGUGGUGCUGAUGGGAGAGUCCGAGACAUGUAUGGCAAGAGCCUUGUAGUCCUUAACACUAAUACUGAACAUACUGGAGUUCAUGAAUCAACAGGAAAAGGAGUGAAUGAAGAAACACCUUUUAUUAGUGAAUGAGCAGCAGAAGAAGAGUUCAGUUUGAUGAGAUAAGACACUCCCACUAGUGACAUCAACAUUUGAGCUGUGUCUUAAUCCAUCCGUCCAAAGUGAGAAAUGAACCCCGUGCGACCUCAUACGCUCACCUUGACAAUAGAAUCACCACUGGCUAGUCAAUUUUUUAGAUUACUCACCAGGCUAAUAUAUGUAUAUAUAAAUGAGCACCAGCCAGUGAGAACCAGAAGUGGCUUCUGCUUACAAUUAAAAUACAAAUACUCCACUAUUUUAACAGGAAAAUACAACAAAGAAUAUAAUUUACAUGUAGCAUAUCAGUUCAACAUGGUAAGUAAGACUGUCCUGCUCUCCCUCUCUUUGCAUGUGUGAGAGAAACACUAAGCGCUCUCUGCUAAGCAACGGCGAGUCGGGUGCCUUCACACUAGGCUUGCCGCGAUAGACGGUGUUGACGGUGAUACCGGUGUUAAGCCGCAA
Messenger RNA from Sinocyclocheilus anshuiensis, 2118 nucleotides. RefSeq lists its product as uncharacterized. The record is from RefSeq and is a predicted model, not a curated record. Bases 289 to 1650 code for a protein of 453 amino acids. The transcript is spliced from 16 exons. NCBI's taxonomy places the organism in Eukaryota, Metazoa, Chordata, Actinopteri, Cypriniformes, Cyprinidae.